Messenger RNA from Puntigrus tetrazona (Sumatra barb), 2274 nucleotides. RefSeq names its product GTP-binding protein Rhes (gene rasd2b). The transcript is spliced from 2 exons. Gene Ontology annotation, molecular function: GTP binding; GTPase activity. Bases 535 to 1725 code for a protein of 396 amino acids. Lineage: Eukaryota; Metazoa; Chordata; Actinopteri; Cypriniformes; Cyprinidae. The record is from RefSeq and is a predicted model, not a curated record.
UUUCGUUUUUGUACAACAGCAUAUUAAAAACAAACUCCUACAAAAUAUUUGCAAUUACGUAGUUGCUUUCAUAUUUCCUAGUAGGCUUACCUAUUAAAAAAUACAAAUAUAUUAAUUAUUAAUCACCAUCGCGGCAUUAUGUUUGGAUCAAAGCAUCACGCAUGCCAUUCAUGCAACAACAAACAAACAAAGAAACAAAAACAACAACAACAACAACAACAUAUUUUUACUUUAUAUCUUCACGACUGCAGACGAACAUUACUUCACUGAGAGACUGUUAACUUAAAGAUGCUUCUCUAAUGCAUAAAAGUAAAAAGCCACUUGUAUUGUUUUGUAAAUUAUUUGCACAAGCAUAACAUUUCCAACGAUGAAGGAUUUUUCCUUCUUUGAUAUACAUAUCGCAUGCAUUAAUACUAAAUGAAUAUAGGCUAUUGUUUUUUCUUCUUUGCCGCUUUCCAUUGACAUGCGUUGAAUUAAAACCUCCUCUGACCCAAUUAAAGGCCAGGCAGCUGCGGGCUGUAAUCAUUACGAGAGAUGGCCCAUAUCACCGCGCACCGCUCCGGGAAACGUCUUGUUCCUCUCGGUACAUGGGCGGCGCUCCUGUCAAUCACAGCCACGACGCGCGCGCGGGUACAUAAGCAGCGCGCCGCGAGCGCACCGCAGUACUUCUCCCGAGCGCAUCCGAUCGAUACAAAGCAGAUCCGCCUGCCUUCGAUGCGCCCCGUCAUGGAGCAGAGCGUCAAAGCGGCCGCAGCCCUGCAGCCCGGCGUCCUGCUCGCCUACAGAAGCGCGACCGGGUUCGGCGUCAGCGCGCUCUCCAAAGCCGGACUGGGGAUCCUCAAACUGGCCACGACGCAGCUGAAGCAGCAGGAGCAGAAGGCGCGGGUGGCGCGCGCGUCCAGCCUGGACAAAAGGUCCCCUCUGGACCAGCUCGCCGCGCUGGUCUUGCACGGCAACGCGCGCCUCCAGCCGCUGGCGGGCGAGCCGCACGCCACCAAGCCGCAGAACUGCAGGCGCAUCGUGGUGCUCGGCGCGCCGCGCGUCGGGAAGACCUCCAUCCUGCGCCGCUUCCUGCGCGACGGCUUCGAGGAGCGAUACGAGCCCACGAGCGAGGACUUCCAUCGAAAACUCUACCGAAUCCGCGGAGAGACGUACCAGAUAGACAUACUGGACGCGUCCGGGGAGAGGAGCUUCCCCGCCAAGAGGAGGCUGUCCAUCCUCACCGGAGACAUAUUCCUGCUGGUCUUCAGCGUCGACGACCGAGGCUCGUUCGAGGAAGCGCGCGCUCUUCACGCCGAGAUCCUCGCGGCCAAGACGGCGCUGCACCGAUCCAAGCAGAAGGCGCGCGCGCCCACGGUGGUGUGCGCGAACAAGGUGGACCUGCCCUCGGAGCGGCGCGCGGUGUCGCGGACAGAGGUGCUGCGCGCGCUGGGCCCCGGCUGCGCCCUGUUCGAGACCUCCGCCAAAGACUGCGUCAAUCUGGAGCAGGUGUUCGAGGCGCUGGCGCGGCGCGGCGGGCUCCCCCUCGAGACCGGGCCCUCGCAGCACCGCAAAGUGUCCAUCCGCUCGUACCAGGCGCUGCGGGCGGCGGCGUGCGACGCUCCGUGCGGCGCGCUCUUCCCGCUGGCCCGCAGACCGAGCUUCGGCACGGACCUGCGGCUCGUCCUCGGGCCCAAGGCCGGGAGAAAACAGAGCAAAGCGCCGGACAGGUGUCAGAUCCAGUGAAGCCAAGCAGACUCUCAAAGAGCGUUUCGUGCUUUCCAUCUUCUGGAGAUGUUCAGAAUCAUCUGGAGAGGAAGAGCAGUCAUAAGCAGCAUGCAGCCAACAAAACGCGUUAUUCCUUGAAGAUAUUAUAAGGAAAACUUUUCAUUUUGGCCACAUUUCGCUUAUUUUUUAAUUUUGUUAUUUAUUUCGUGUUUUUCCACCCAGGUUUUCAAACAGCCGUAAUCUAACCAACCCUACCGAAAGCUUAUUUAUCAAUUCAUCAUUUCACGAAUGUACUCUUAUGACUGCUUUUCCGGUGCAUUUUAAGAAACAGGCCAUAAAACUUCAUUCUCACCGAUUCGUUUCGAUUCUACUCGGUGCUCGAGGAACAGAGAAGCGUCUGGGUAAGCUUCAGGCCGGUGGAGACCGAAUGAAACUACACCGUGAUGAAGCCCGAGACGUGAAGAACCGACUCGUUUCCGUCUCUCCUUUCAGAUGAAGACCCGCUGAGCUCGUGAGAUGCUGUGUAUGACACGUGUGAAGCUUUGAAAUAAAACGCUUUGGUAGGAA